Monopterus albus (swamp eel) is the source of this 2527-nucleotide messenger RNA. It is a transcript of the gene mylz3, whose product is annotated as myosin, light polypeptide 3, skeletal muscle. Gene Ontology annotation, molecular function: calcium ion binding. Lineage: Eukaryota; Metazoa; Chordata; Actinopteri; Synbranchiformes; Synbranchidae. Gene Ontology annotation, cellular component: myosin II complex; contractile muscle fiber. The coding region runs from base 1378 to 1830 and encodes 150 amino acids. The record is from RefSeq and is a predicted model, not a curated record. The transcript is spliced from 6 exons.
UAAUUCAAUCAUCAAUGUCUAUAUUAUUUCUUUAUAUCUCCACAGUAUAUUUCCAUUCACGAGAGAGACAGGGAAACUGUGGCAUUGAGGUAAGAUGGCAUCCAGUGUGGGAGCAAUAGAUGCCGUAUAUUUCUCUGAGCAAAGGAAAAUAGAACUUUAAAACUGAACAUGUGGUUUUAUUACUUUUAUACAUUAAACUGCUGUUAUGGGGUCAUGCGGUGUACUGGCUUUUUCUGGAGCUUUCAACCACAUCACAAAGAAAAGCUCCAGAAAAAAGGGGGCCUUGAGUUGAGUUACUGUUUCCAUGGUGAUAAAUGAUUAAACUAACACAAUGUCAACUACAGCCAACCUUAUUUGGCCCGUCAAAAUAAAUAUUCUUUGCAUUUUCCAGUUUUUGCUCAUUUCUAAGACACAAUCUGUUGAAUUUUGUAGCAAAUGUCUUAGGCGUACAGUAUCAAUAAAGGUUCCUGAUAGAUAUAGCCAUCAGCACCAUGGAGAGCACUAGUAGACGUGGUAGUGAAGCAGCUUUGUGUUGGGUCAUAGAUCUUAACUUCUGGGCAACUGAGCCUAUUGGUCCUUGUAUAAAUCCAGUUUCUUUCCAGUAUUGUCUUUUUAUUCAGAUGAUUACAGAGUACUUUCAGGAAACCAUUAUUGAUUUCUUUUAGAGGUGAAGCAAAUCUGUGUGUUAUGGUGUUUAAUGCCAGAAGCCUUUCACUUUGAAAUGUUUUUAUUUCUUGUGUGUUGCUGAUAAGCUGGUGCAUUUUCUCUGGUUUUUAGGACAUCUAAUGAAGGAUAGUGUCCGUAAUGUGAUGUCAUACAGUAGUGUUACAAAACCACCAUUUAAGAGUUUUCUUGACCUGCUGCUGUUUAACCAUAAGUGGAGGAGUAGUGUGACUGUUUAAAAAUACCACUUGGUUAAUGAGCCCUCUGGGCUUGGAGCCCUUCUGAAGUGGAACACGAGGCAGCUGAGUUUUCUGCACUUUCACUGACACAAAUCAACUGUGUAUCUCUUCCCAGCAGUAAAAUUGUGAUGUCAAGACAAUGAAAGUGUCUUUUAAAGUAGAAAUAUGUUUAAAAACUGUUGAAAAUCUUAAGUUGCAGAUUCUUGAGACAGAUCUUUUACCUCCUAAAAAUAGCCUUGUCCCCUUCUAAAGGGCUACUCCCACUGCUCUGAGGACACACAGCUCUCCUUUCCAUUUGCCCUAAGAAAGUUAAAGAUGUCCCAAUGUGUCAUCUGAUCUGCCCUGGUAGCAUAUGUGACAUCACAUGUCUGGGAUAAAUAAGAGGGGGCUUUGACCAUGGCUCAGGACCACUCUGUCUGGGGACUUCAGCCUCUCACCUUCUUUCUUUCCGCUCGUCCAGCUCCUGCUCUCCAAAAUGGCCGAUUUUACAGCAGACCAGAUUGAGGACUUCAAGGAGGCGUUUGGUCUCUUCGACAGAAUUGGUGACAACCAGGUGGCCUACAGUCAGAUUCCCGACAUCAUGCGCGCUCUGGGCCAGAACCCCACCAACAAGGAUGUUAUGAAGAUUCUGGGAAACCCAAGUGCUGAAGAAUUGGCCAACAAGAGGGUCAACUUUGACACUUUCCUGCCUAUGCUGAAGACAGCCCACGCGCUCCCCAAAGGUACCUACGACGACUACGUUGAGGGUCUGCGUGUCUUUGACAAGGAGGGCAACGGCACAGUCAUGGGGGCUGAGCUGCGCAUUGUGCUGUGCACCCUGGGAGAGAAGUUGAACGAGCAAGAGAUUGAUUCCCUUAUGGCCGGCCAGGAGGACGACAACGGGCAGGUGCACUAUGAGGCUUUCGUCAAGCACAUCAUGUCUGUGUAAGAGGCCGACAGUAGGAGUGCUGAAGAAACUUUAGCCCGCUACAGACAGCCCAACAGUGUUCAGGACAUCUACACUGUUUCAAAGACCAACCAAAGAAAGAUAAGGACUAUGUACAAGGGAUGUUGAAGCAAACCCAUCUUGUUUGUUGUUAUUUUGUUCUCCUUUCCAUUUCAUCUCAAGCCCUUUUCUCUCGGGACAUCACAAUCAGCUCUCCGUUGUAGACCACCCAUCACUCGGCCUCUACUCCCCCCAGGGGCGCGUCUCCACUCGCCACAUGAGGUGAGGAACGGGGGACAAGGGGUGACCACUCAUCAAGUGAGGGUAGAUCCCUCCGUUCCCACCACCACCUCAUUCAGUCGCACCAUCACUGGCCCAGCAAUGCCAAAGGUGCUGGAGAAUGGUUGUGGAUUGACCGCCAAAAGUCUCCCCCUUCCCUGAAAAGUUGUAUUUAUUUUCAUUCUGUUCAUUUCAGAAUAAACUUUUCCAACGUACAUCCCAUCUGGGGUGAUCCUUGAUCUUUCAUUGUCCACAUACAGUUAGAUAUGCCCUAGUAAUAUGCACCAGUAUAUUGUAAAUGCCAAGGUUAAAGCAAGACUGUACAUUUUGAAAGAGGAAAGAUCACAUCAAUUUUCUUAAAAAUUGAUGUUUGAAAUCAGAAGUACUGAAACACAUUCCAUGCACUAAUUAGAUGUGGUCA